AUGGGCCAUUCGCCCACCCGUCCGUUCGGCUGGUUCGGUCAGACAAUAUCCCCGUUGCAGCAAGGCCAGCCCAUUGGUAUCUGCGCAGCUCUUCGUCGCCAGGUCCAAUUUGCACUGUCGGCCAGUUUCAGUAAAUCCUGUUCCUCGGUUGCUGACUGCUGGUUGACCGACCUCAGUUGUCCAUCGUUGCUAGAGUCUUGGAGUCCGCCGAAGACAGCCGGACAGGGAUAA
Protopolystoma xenopodis is the source of this 231-nucleotide messenger RNA. The record is from the annotation of a GenBank genome assembly. NCBI's taxonomy places the organism in Eukaryota, Metazoa, Platyhelminthes, Monogenea, Polystomatidea, Polystomatidae.